AUUUGAAAGGCGGAAGCUGUAAGCAUUACGGCCUAAAAAUGGUUUUAGCAGAAUUGGGGAGGAAAAUAACUAAUGCUCUUCGAUCUCUAGGCAAUGCAACUAUUAUCAAUGAGGAUGUUCUAAAUAGCUUACUAAAAGAAAUAUGUACAGCUUUAAUUGAAGCCGAUGUAAACAUUAGACUUGUCAAACAAUUGCGUGAAAAUGUCCGUGCUGUCAUUGAUUUUGAUGAAAUGGCAGCUGGGUUGAAUAAGCGAAAAAUCAUUCAAUCUGCUGUGUUCAAAGAGCUAGUUCAUUUGGUCGAUCCACAAGUCAAAGCUUGGCAACCUGCAAGAGGUUCUUCGAAUGUAAUUAUGUUAGUUGGUCUUCAAGGUUGCGGUAAAACAACUACUGCUACUAAAUUGGCUUACUUUUAUCAAAGAAAAGGAUGGAAAACUUGUAUGAUAUGCGCGGAUACAUUCCGUGCUGGUGCUUUCGACCAGUUAAAACAAAAUGCUACAAAAGCACGAAUUCCCUUUUACGGUUCUUACACCGAAACUGACCCAGUCGUGAUUGCACGAGAUGGUGUACAGAAAUUUGUAGAAGAGAAGUUUGAAAUCAUCAUUGUAGAUACUAGUGGUCGACACAGACAAGAAGAUUCAUUGUUUGAGGAAAUGCUUCAAGUUUCAAAUGCUAUUGAACCAGAUCAUGUUAUCUACGUCUUAGAUGCUUCUAUAGGUCAAGCUUGUGAAGCUCAAGCUAGUGCAUUCAAAGCAAAGGUUGAUGUAUCAUCAGUUAUUGUAACAAAACUUGAUGGUCAUGCAAAAGGUGGUGGCGCCUUAAGCGCAGUUGCAGCUACACACAGUCCGAUUACAUUUAUUGGAACUGGUGAACAUGUAGAAGAUUUUGAACAAUUUCGAGUUCAACCAUUUGUACAAAAAUUAUUAGGUUUAGGUGACUUAGAAGGUUUAGUGGAACGUGUUACAGAAUUAAAAUUAGAUGAGAAUGAAGAAUUAGUGAAAAAAUUAAAACAAGGUGUAUUCACUUUACGUAAUAUGUAUGAACAAUUUCAAAAUAUCUUAAAAAUUGGUUCAUUUUCACAAGUUCUAUCAGCUAUACCCGGUCUUGGACAAGAUUUACUUGCUAAUGAUCAAGAAAGUCAUCGACGUUUAAAACGUCUUAUGACAAUUAUGGAUAGUAUGAAUGAUUAUGAGUUAGACUCGGAUGAAGGAGGACGUUUAUUUAAUCGACAACCUGGACGAACAUUACGAGUUGCUCGUGGGGCAGGUGUUAGUCAAGCCGAAGUAAAACUUCUAUUAACUCAACAUAACAAAUUUUAUAUGGUUGUCAAAAAAAUGGGUGGUAUCAAAGGACUAUUUCAAACUGGAUCAAAAGGUGGAGCUAUGGGUGGAUUAGGUGGUGGUCCUGGUGGAGUUGGGGGCGGAGCAGGAGGUAGUGGGAAUACACCAAGCUUAGCUGAAAUGGCUGCGGCUUCACGAUCCGUCAGUGCAGGUCAAAUGGCAAAAUUAAAUCAAUCAAUGGCAAAAGUACUUGAUCCACGUAUCCUACAACAAAUGGGCGGUAUGGCCGGUCUACAAAAUAUGAUGCGUCAAUUACAAGCUGGCGGUGGUCUUGGACCGUUUGGUGGUGGUGGGGGUGGUCGUUUAGGUUAAACUACAAAAAGUUUUUUUUAAGAAAAAAUGCAAUUGCCAGAUAUUUGUCUUUCUUUGUAAAACACAUACAUAUACCUUAAAUUCUUUGUUGUUAUCUACUAUUCACUUCUUUAAACAUUAAAACUGGAACAGGACAAGGUUUGUAUAUACAGUACAUACGUACAUACAGUUGUUCGUUUUAAUGAUUUGAAUUAAACAUGGUCUAUUUCCUCUGAAAAAAUAAAUGUUUGAUCUCUUUCCAUUCCUCUUAUUAAUUAUGUAAUCCUGUUUAUUUGGUUAUCUUUUACUACCUCGAUUAUAAAUAAUGUACUGAUAUUAGUGUGUGUGUGUGUGUGUGUAAUGAUCCGAAAGAAAAGAACAUGUACAACAGUUGUUCUAUUUUAUGUAAUAUGAUCUUUGGAAUGAAUUGGUUAUUGUUUACUCCGAUUAAUAUAUUAUAUUACUCGAUGAAGAGAGAGAGUGGCUAAUAGUAUCUGUGAUUCAUGUUUAAUUUCAUGAUACACAUUACUGUUUAACUCAAUAAAUGUUUUGUAAUAUUUUCUUUCUAUUUACUAUUAACUUAAAAGUAUCGGAAUAAAUUAAUUAGAGAAAAUU
Schistosoma haematobium is the source of this 2243-nucleotide messenger RNA. RefSeq names its product Signal recognition particle (gene SRP54). Gene Ontology annotation, cellular component: signal recognition particle, endoplasmic reticulum targeting; cytosol. NCBI's taxonomy places the organism in Eukaryota, Metazoa, Platyhelminthes, Trematoda, Strigeidida, Schistosomatidae. The record is from RefSeq and is a predicted model, not a curated record. Gene Ontology annotation, molecular function: ATP hydrolysis activity; GTP binding; GTPase activity. The transcript has 6 exons. Bases 231 to 1649 code for a protein of 472 amino acids. Gene Ontology annotation, biological process: SRP-dependent cotranslational protein targeting to membrane; SRP-dependent cotranslational protein targeting to membrane, translocation.